Molecule: messenger RNA, 4830 nt
Organism: Fomitiporia mediterranea MF3/22
Lineage: Eukaryota; Fungi; Basidiomycota; Agaricomycetes; Hymenochaetales; Hymenochaetaceae
Product: Pentafunctional AroM protein
Exons: 5
Coding region: 1-4830 (1609 amino acids)
Biological process (GO): chorismate biosynthetic process; aromatic amino acid biosynthetic process
Cellular component (GO): cytoplasm
Molecular function (GO): shikimate 3-dehydrogenase (NADP+) activity; shikimate kinase activity; 3-dehydroquinate synthase activity
Source: RefSeq, a predicted model, not a curated record
AUGGCGGAAGUCGAGAUUAAGAAGGUGUCUAUCCUAGGCCGAGACUCCAUUCAUUGCGGUUUUCACCUCGCACCGCACAUUGUACAAACUGUCUUGGACACACUUCCGUCGUCGACUUAUGUCCUCAUCACAGAUACAGUCGUUGGCUCUCAUUACCUCUCGAGAUUUGACGAUGAAUUCCUCCGCCAAAAGCAACAGGGAAAGGGUACAAGUUCGAGGUUCCUGGGCUAUCUCGUUGAACCGGGUGAAGGGUCGAAGAGCAGGAAGGGAAAGGCAGAAAUUGAAGAUUAUCUACUGGAACAGAAGUGUACCCGCGAUACCGUCGUUCUUGCCCUCGGUGGAGGUGUUAUUGGCGAUUUAGUCGGUUUUGUUGCUGCAACCUUUAUGCGUGGCCUUCGGUUUUGCCAAAUACCGACUACGUUGCUUGCUAUGGUUGAUUCAAGUGUGGGCGGCAAAACUGCAAUCGAUACUCCACACGGAAAGAACCUCAUCGGCGCCUUCUGGCAGCCCGAAUAUAUUUUUAUCGACGCUGCCUUCCUUGAAACGCUUCCACCAAGAGAAUUCUCAAACGGCAUGGCAGAGGUCAUCAAGACUGCAGCGAUUUGGAACGAAGACGAAUUUAGCGCACUCGAGUCGCGUUCCGCGGAGAUAUUCGCUGCAGUUCAAUCCCGUUCCGUUGAUGCCUCGGCGCGAGCUUUGUUGCUUUCCGUUAUUGCUGGUUCAAUUGGCGUCAAGGCGCAUAUUGUCACUGUUGAUGAACGUGAAACCGGACUUCGCAAUCUCGUCAACUUUGGUCACACAAUUGGCCAUGCAAUUGAAGCGGUACUGACUCCUGCUAUCUUGCAUGGCGAAUGUGUUGCAAUCGGAAUGGUGCUUGAGGCGGAGAUUGCGCGCCAGCGCGGUGUCCUUGGUCAGGUCGCUGUCGGACGUCUCACACGUUGUUUGAAAGCAUACAACCUUCCAACGAGCCUUUCAGAUCCGCGCAUAGCUGCGCUACCUCAGGCAAAGCUUCUCACCGUGGAUAGAUUGUUAGACAUUAUGGCUAUUGAUAAAAAGAAUAGCGGAGCGGCAAAGAAAAUUGUUCUCCUGCAGCGUAUUGGGAAGACUCUUGAAGAGAAGGCUAGUGUUGUGCCCGAUGACAUGAUCCGGAAAACUCUAUCAGAAGCAGCCAAAGUCGUACCUGCGGUACCGAAAAACCAUCCCGUAAAGAUGGCGACGCCGGGCUCAAAGAGCAUUUCGAACCGUGCACUACUCCUAGCAGCACUAGCAGAAGGAACAUGCAGGCUUACGAAUCUCCUGCAUUCAGACGACACUCAGGUUAUGAUGAAUGCCUUGAUCGAUCUCAAAGGCGCAAAGUUCUCGUGGGAAGACGGCGGCGAGACGCUUGUCGUUGAGGGUGGCGGUGGUUCGCUCUCUCCGCCUCCGCCAGGUAAAGAAGUUUACCUGGGCAAUGCGGGUACUGCAGCGCGAUUCCUCACAACCGUCUGCACACUUGUGCAAAGUACCGACACGACACGAACGGUCAUCACGGGCAACGCUCGCAUGAAACAACGUCCUGUCGGACCACUCGUCUCCGCUUUGCGUGAGAAUGGGUGCUCCGUGGACUUCAAGGAAUCGGAAGGUUGUCUUCCACUCGCCAUUGCGCCUGGUGGUCUCCCGGGCGGACGUAUCCGACUGGCGGCAUCCGUCUCGUCGCAAUAUGUUAGCUCUAUUCUGCUUUGUGCGCCUUACGCGAAGGAACCGGUGGUGCUCGAGCUCACAGGCGGAGCUGUUAUCUCGCAGCCGUAUAUCGACAUGACGAUAGUAAUGAUGCAAUCCUUCGGAAUCGUGGUCGAGCGGCACACGGAUCCCAACACUGGCGCAUUACUCGACGUAUACACGAUUCCACGUGGGCGAUACGUCAACCCAGCGUCAUAUGCGAUUGAGAGUGAUGCGAGCAGUGCGACUUAUCCGCUUGCGGUUGCUGCAGCGACGGGUACAACGUGCACGGUAGAAAACAUAGGAAGCGCGAGCCUCCAGGGUGAUGCACGCUUUGCGAAAGAUGUACUUGAACCGAUGGGAUGCGAGGUUGUCCAGACUGGGACUUCGACGACUGUAACGGGGCCACCAAUUGGACAGCUCCGUGCGUUGGGUAUGGUAGACAUGGAACCGAUGACAGAUGCAUUCUUAACUGCAUCGGUCCUGGCAGCGAUUGCAACCAAGGAGCCAUUGAAAGAGAGAACGCUUACGGAUGGAAGUCCGAUGACUACAACGCGCAUUCUAGGCAUUGCAAACCAGAGGGUUAAAGAGUGCAAUCGUAUUCGGGCAAUGAUCGAUCAACUUGCUAAAUUCGGUAUUGAGACCAAGGAGUUAGAUGACGGACUGGAGGUCUACGGAAGACCGGUCGGAGAGCUGAAAGAGGGAUGCAGCAUCCAUUGUUACGACGAUCAUCGAGUGGCUAUGGCUUUUAGCGUGCUUGGUUCGGUCGUCAAGAACACGAUUAUCGAAGAAAAGCGUUGCGUCGAGAAGACUUGGCCUAACUGGUGGGACGACCUCGAAAAUAAGAUCGGACUGAAUGUAGAAGGCGUAGAGCUGGUCUCAGGUCCAGUGAGCGGUUCGCCAAGCAAGGAGGCCACAGCGAAUGUUGGUGCCUCCGUCGUCAUCAUUGGCAUGCGCGGAUCCGGCAAGACGUUUGUUGGCAGGCUCGCCGCGCAAGCACUGGGCUGGACCUUCCUCGACGCGGACCAUGCCUUCGAGGAACAUCACAAGAUGGGUGUACGAGAAUUCGUUCACGCGAACGGUUGGCGGGCCUUCCGAGCUGCAGAGACAGAAAUGCUCAAGACUCUCCUCGCGGAACACCAGACUGGCCAUGUCAUCAGCCUUGGGGGAGGGAUUGUUGAGACGCCCGCGGCGCGUGACGUCUUGUGUGAAUACGGGAGGACAAAAGGCCCUGUAGUGGAGAUCGUGCGUGAAGUGGACGAGGUGGUAAAGUACCUCACUGAAGAGACGUCUCGUCCACAAUACGGCGAGUCGAUCGUUGAUGUUUGCACGAGGAGACAGCCAUGGUUUGCAGAAUGCUCGACAUAUCAGUUCGUCAAUUACACAGGCGUUCUGCAGCAUGUUGCAGCACGCUCACUAGACGACAACGCAAUAGGGUCUGCGAGCCCAACGGCUUCGCAGUACCGCACGGAAGUCACGCGAUUUUUCCACCACAUUACUGGUGUGAAGCGCAAUGUUUCGGCGAAUGUUGCUCGUGGAAAACGCUCUUACUUCCUCUCGCUUACAUACCCGGGUGUUACGCCUGCGCUUCCGCACAUUGAUGAACUGACGGCUGGGACAGAUGCAAUCGAGUUACGCGUCGAUCUCCUGCGGGUGCCGAAGGACGUAGAGACGAGGGGAAAUUACAUCCCGCCGACGGCAUACGUGAUUGAGCAACUCGCAGCACUCCGGCAGAAAACAAGCUUGCCUAUUGUCUUCACGGUUCGGAGUGUAUCACAGGGUGGCUCGCAUCCAGAUGGAGCUGAAGCUGAAGCGCUUGCGCUGUUCAAUGUCGCAGUGCGCAUGGGCUGUGAGUAUAUCGACGUCGAGCUGGCUUGGAACGACGCACGAAUCCGUGAGUUUGCGCAGCGCAAGGGAAACUCGCAGAUCAUUGCAUCAUGGCACGACUGGAGUGGAAACAUGAAAUGGGACGGCCCACAAGUGAAGGAAAAAUAUGCGCAGGCCAAAGAACUAGGCAAUAUCGUCAAAAUAGUUGGAAAGGCAACGUCACUUGAAGAUAACUUCGCGUUGGCCGACUUCGUUCGGUCGGUCGAGGCAACACCUGACGCAAAACCCUUCAUUGCGAUUAAUACUGGAUAUGAAGGUCAAUUGUCUCGUAUUCUCAAUAGUACAUUAAGUCCAAUUACGCAUCCUCUUAUGUCGGUGAGCGCUGCGCCUGGUCAACUAUCCUUCGCGCAAAUCCAGACAGCAUUGCACCUUAUCGGACAGCUUCCUGCUCAACGCUAUUAUUUGUUCGGAACACCUAUCAGCCAAUCGCCAUCACCCACGCUGCACAGUACAGGUUUCCAGGCGCUGGGCCUACCUCAUACGUACAGUUUAUUUGAGACGGUGGAGGUGGAUGAGUCUAUUCGAAGCCUGCUGCAAUCUCCGUCCUUCGGUGGCGCAUCAGUAACAAUUCCACAUAAGCUUGCAGUCAUGCCUCUACUAGAUGAAUUAACUGCGGACGCGAAGGCCAUUGGUGCUGUUAACACGAUCAUCGCGGAAACAGAUCCUGGUGGCAAGCGAAUUUUGCGUGGUGAUAACACGGACUGGAUUGGAAUCCGCAGCACUGUCUUGGCAAGGCUUCCGGGCGAUGGCAGAGUACCGGCGGCAGGUCUCGUUAUUGGGGCAGGAGGAACAUCGCGAGCCGCACUAUACGCACUGCACUCGCUUGGGGUAGGCCGGAUCUAUCUUUACAACCGGACUCGAAGUGCUGCGGAAGCUCUCCGUGACGCAUUCCCAGAAUACAAUAUUGUGUUAUUGGAUAACUUGGAUUCGUUCUCAGAUGCGGCUCCGGCGGUCGUUAUCUCAACCAUCCCCGGAUCCGCAACCACGCUUGAGAAGGGAUCCAAUGGACUGUACCUGACCAAGGCACUGUUCAGUGCAGAGCAUGGUGUUGUCGUGGAUAUGGCGUAUAAACCUGCGGAAACGCCGCUGUUGUCAUUGGCGGCAUCCUCGCAAGGCUGGAAGACAGUCAGAGGAGUCGAUGUUCUCCUCGAGCAAGGCUUUGCGCAGCUCGAGUUGUGGACUGGCCGCCGUUGCCCUCGGAAAGAAGUAACAAAGAAAGUAUUAGAUAAGUAUAAUUCGGCUUGA